This is a messenger RNA of Fusarium vanettenii 77-13-4, 3333 nucleotides long. RefSeq lists its product as uncharacterized. The record is from RefSeq and is a predicted model, not a curated record. The transcript has 6 exons. Bases 1 to 3333 code for a protein of 1110 amino acids. Lineage: Eukaryota; Fungi; Ascomycota; Sordariomycetes; Hypocreales; Nectriaceae.
AUGUCGAAGUACUCUUGGGCUUUGGGUGUGGUGUGUGAGGUCAGCCAGUCGCUCCUGUUUGAGCCGGUCGGAGCUCUUAAAAGACUCGCCGCCUCUCGCUGGCUAGGUUUCAACGACCUGUUGGCCACAACCCGCUAUCAGUACGAAUGGCGAAUUGAGAUAAGAACCCAACUGUCCAGGUCUACGAGGCGCUGGGUGAUCAAUAUGGAACAGUGCAGCGCUAAAGAUCAACUUGAAACGCUUGGCGGAUCAUGUGAUGCCUUCCCCGGACUCUCACUCUCAAACGUCGCGUCCUUCCCAAGGCAAGCUUUCAAUCACUUCAAUCGUCUUUGUCCAGGCCAUUACCACGAGGAAAUGUCUGUCCCUAUGAACGCUUUCCGCGUCGCGACAGACGCUGUCCAAGCAACUGCCUUGACUUCUCGUAUCAUUUGCUUCCUUGCUUUCGCCACUGGCCUCUUCCAUGGCCCCCGAGACACAUAUCAAAUCGGCGGCUUGGUGGGCCAUAAAACUGUCGGGGAUAUCAUAGACGAGCUGUCAGAUGCUCACAUCAAGUUGAAUGGCCUUAGCCGCUCGAAUUCUGAUAACGAAGAUCUGCACAGACUUGUUAGGGAAAUCACAGAACUGUCAAGUCGGCUGUCAAACAUCAUCGCCGAGUUCAAAGAAGCAGAGCUAAACAGCCAGGAAGCAAUAUGGCCAGGCUUCCUUGAGGCUAGGAAAGCCAUUCAUCGUGACGAACAAGUGUUACAGUUUGAGAACGAUCUCCAUGGUUACCAAGAUCGCAUUAUCGCGAUGCUGACUUCUUUCGUCAGACCCAAAAUCGACAGACUGUUUAACUUGAUGUCUGACGCAAACGUCAAAACUGGGUAUAGUGAUAUCCAAAAUGUCGUCAAAUCGUUGAACGAAGGCCUCUCGGCUUGUGCUAGGGUGUAUGGGAACGUGCGGACCCAACAGCUUGUACGAGCGCAACAAGAAGAACUUUCCCGGAUCCGGAAAUUUCGCGUUUUGAACAUUCUCGAAUACGACAAGAUGCGACAUCGUCGGAAUGAGGUCCAGGAGCAGAUUGCCAGGAUUCAAGAGGAGCUGACGCCCUAUGGAGGGAUAUUUCCCUGGGCUUUUGGCGUCGAUGAAGAUGAGGUUGGUGAAGAGGAACAAAUGUUGAAGUACAGAACUAGAGAUGCUUUUGCGGACUGGCUUUCAUCAGAGGGUGGUACAUUUUACAUUUGGGGGAAGCCGGGAUCAGGGAAGACCAUCCUGAUGGAGUACUUGUUCAGUCAUCCUACAACGAUGAGGGAGCUCGAAGCGAGAUCCGAAUCGAAGAAAGUCAUCCGCCUUGCACACUUCUUCUCCACCCUGGUCGGAGGCGACCAGCAGACUCUCACUGGUCUCCGAAGAACACUGCUCCACGACUUGCUCGACCAGCACCCUGAGUUCCUUUCCGACUUAGGACUCUCUGAAGUCGAGUUGGACGACAAGUCGAUUACUCACUGGGGAGGUGCAAACGCCAGAAACGCAUUGAGCGCCGCACUCGAUGGCAUCAUUGAAAAAGCCGUCAAGUCUGGGACUUGUGUUUGCCUUUUCAUUGACGGCCUUGAUGAGAACCAAAAUCCCAACAAGCCAGGACAGGAUGACUUGAUCAUUCAACUCAAAGCAUGGCAAGACUUGGGCGUCAAGUUGUGCUUGGCUAGUCGAGAAGAUCCUCCCUUUGAACAUCUCCCAGCCCAGAAGGCUAUGACCCUGCAUCAACUCACGUAUUCCGAUAUGAAGCGUUCGAUCACUCAGUGGAUUCAUCAGUUGGAUAGCAUCAACCAAGAGACGGCUGAACUUCUUGAGAAGGAGAUGCCUGUCAAGUCAGGUGGCAACUUUCUCUGGCUUACGCUCGCCAUGAAGGAUGUUUGUAGAUGGUUAUCCGACCAGACCGAAGUGGAGCUCGCUCAACUCAUGUUGGGCGAUAUCUCACCAACAUUGGAUGGCGUUCUCUCAAAAGCACUUGACAACAUCGGAGAUGGCAAAUACGGAAAGAGGAAAAAAUCUUCCACUCUUUUGAUACUGCAUUUUCUGGAAAAGUAUCACCUUGACCUUGACUUGAUAGGGUACUCAUUUCUCGACGCCUACUUCAGGGACCCUCAUUUCACAGACAGACUUUACAAGUCGCGUCUAGAGAAUUUCAACGAGGCUGUCCAGAGUGCUCGUGCCGCCUCAGCUCGUCGUCGACUCAUGAGUCUUUGCGGAGGCUUUGUUGAAGCAAGUCGUGACUCUCGGCAGCUGAAGUACACACAUCGCUUGACCAGAGACUUUCUGCAGCGCGCCGAUGUUCAUCAACGCCUCGUGGACUUUUCCGAGGGUUGCAACAUUGGCGAUAUGGCAUCCAAUCUCAUCCUUGCCAGCAAAAUUCUCACUCUCACCGACGGUCAUACAAUUCCCCAUACUAUGGUACAGCAGCUGCUGCAGAUCCGCAUCGACAAAAGCUUGGAUAAGGAGCCUUACAUCUUCUUGAACAUCUUUGAGAGCCUCCCACUCCCAAUAGAUCUCCUGAAACCCCCUCGAAGCGAGAUCACCGAAGAAAACAGUGACGGGAGCCACUCGAAGGAUGAUUCGAAGGUAGCCAGUCUAGGACUCAAGUUGAUGGAAGCGCUGUACUGCUCGCCCUCUUGCAUCUUGACUCUCAGAGGCAUGUACGAGUACCCAUCCUGGAAGCUUCAAAACGACCCGACAUGUCUCAACACCGAAGAAGAGAUCUUUUAUAUGACUGAUCUCUUGAUCGCACGCGCCUUCUAUCGAAAGUUAGAGGAGCCAGACCUGAGAUUCAUCCGACUCUUCCUGCAAUCCAGACGACAAUUCUUUGAAGCUGGGAUUCGGUGCUGCGCCGCGCACUACAAACAGAAGCAAAGUAUCAUUCAACUCUACCUCAGCAAGGUUCUGGUGCGACAAACCCUCAAUCCAAGAUCUAUACCUCCCCCACUUUCGAAAGCAAACCAAAUAGCUAACAUCGGGCUGAUGAUCGAGCUACUCUUGCGUUCCGGUCUGGUCAACAAGCCGUGGUUCAAAAUCACAACCAUCACCACGCAAGGAAGGAAACAAGAGAUGACAUUCAGAGCUUGGAUCAUCAAACUCAACCCGCCAAAUAAGGAUAGAAUCUUGCAAGCAAUGCCUUGGAACCCGAUAGGUAUGGUUGUGGGUGUGGCGAUGGGCAUUUUGGUAGGCAUUUUGAUACAUCUCAUUGCGAGGUAUACGGGGCAGAAUUGGAUGAACGCUCUUAUGAUGCUUCCUGGCAUCUGGAGGUUUUGUCGGGGACGGGAGAUGAUCCCCAAGAUUCGUUGGAGGAGGUCACUUUGA